Ruditapes philippinarum (Manila clam) is the source of this 8485-nucleotide messenger RNA. Its product is annotated as formin-J-like. The coding region runs from base 71 to 6892 and encodes 2273 amino acids. NCBI's taxonomy places the organism in Eukaryota, Metazoa, Mollusca, Bivalvia, Venerida, Veneridae. The transcript has 16 exons. Gene Ontology annotation, molecular function: small GTPase binding; actin binding. The record is from RefSeq and is a predicted model, not a curated record. Gene Ontology annotation, biological process: actin cytoskeleton organization.
UCCAUUCUUUUUCAGCGUAGAGAUUCCAUAAACUGAAGAUUCUGAUGGAAUAAACGCUUUCUCUGCUAUCAUGGACGACCUUGAAAGUGUAUCUGACAGCGAAAUUGAAUUAAAUAGAGACGUCUUUGAGACUACUACAGUCAUUUCAAUUCCCCGCCGAGGCUUAAAAUGUAGACGAUCAUCGGUUGGUUGGUUCAGCUCGAGCGAUUCAGCCAAUCAGAACGCUCCUACUACACCGCUAAAGAUUAUUGAAUUGUUGAGAGCUCCUAGCGUUAAGACAUACGCUACUAUCAAGAAAAAGUUUGAUAAGGCUAAAAACCAACCAGGCUGGAUUUCGGAUUUUCUUCAAAAAGAUGGGUUGGAUUUAUUGUUUGAAAGUUUGGAGCAGCUAUGUAAACAUCAACCCGAUAAUUUUUUAAAUGAGAUAUUACAAGAAUCGUGUGCUGAGUGCGUUAAAACAGUUAUGGAUUCUUCGCUAAGUUUGGAUUAUAUUAUAGAAAAUAAGGAAUUUACCACCAAAUUAGCGUCUGCACUCUCCACGGAUAAUGUAACGGUAAAACAGCAAGUGAUCGAGCUUCUUUCUGCCCUCUGUGUUUACUCAAAAGAUGGCUACUCGAGGGCUUUGGACGCCCUCGAACAUCAUAAGACUGCGAAGAAGCAGAAGUACCGGUUUAGUUUCCUAGUUGAUGAGCUGAGACGGACAGAGAGUCCAUCAUCAUACAAGAACAUUCUAUUAGAGUUCAUCAACUGUAUUAUCAUAUAUACAGACAAAAUCAACGAGAGAAUUCGGAUCAGAAACGAGUUUUAUGGUUUGAAGUUGCAGGAAGUUUUGAACUUAUUAAGACCUCUUGGUGAAAAAGAUUCGAACCUUCAGGUACAAUUUGACUUGUUCGACGAGCACAAGGACAAUGAUGAUGAACAACUUCCGGGGGCCAAAGGCAUAGACCUGAACAGUCCCCUUGAUGUAUUUCAUACCAUUUAUAAACAGGUUGAAAACACGCCUCAGGAGAUUCACUUUCUGACAGUUCUUCAACAUUUAUUGAAAAUAGAUCCCAGUGAAAAGACAGCUGAUGUUAUAUGGGAUACUGUAGAAAAUUUAACCAGUAAAGCAACUGUUAUAGAAAGUGUUGAAGAUUCAAAGAAGUUACUACAGUCUUUCUCUAAGAAACUUGACAAUAAGUGUACUUGUUCGUGCCACACGGAAGUUGAUAGACAUAGAUUAACUUCCCCGAGAAGAUCUAUCCCCGGUGUUCAAGAUGGCGGCGAGCAAGCUCCACAAAUGACGUCACCUCCGGUUGGAGGACCUCCUCCCCCAGCGCCGCCACCGCCACCUGGUGGCGGCGCUCCUCCCCCUCCCCCACCCCCACCGCCUGGGAUUGGAGGUCCUCCAGCUCCACCACCUCCCCCAGGGGCAGGAAUUCCACCUCCCCCACCAACAGGCGGUGGGUUUUUAAGUAAACCACAGAAGAAAUUACCACAACAAAAUAUACCAAAGUCCAAGUAUAAAAUGAGAACUUUACAGUGGCAAAAAAUUCCAGUAAAUAAAGUCAUGGGUAAAAAUAACAUUUGGACCAUGACUGGACAAAUGUUCAAUGGAUAUGUAUCAAAAAUGGACUACGAACAAAUUGAAGACUUGUUUGGUGUAAAUAAAGUGAAAAAAGAUAACCAAGAUGUCACCGACGGUUCAAAUAACAUUGAAAAGAAACGAAAAGAAAACGCUGAGGUAAACUUGCUGGAUGGUAAACGGAGUUUGAAUGUGAACAUCUUCUUGAAACAGUUUCGUAUGCCAAAUGAGGACAUUGUACAACUGUUGCAGCUAGGACAAAGUGAUAAAUUCGGUGCUGAAAAACUCAAAAGUCUCCAAAAGAUAUUACCUUCACAGGAAGAGGUGGACUUGUUUCGAAGUUUCGAUGGUGACCGAGCCAAGCUGGGAAGUGCAGAAAAAUUCUUCAUGUGCCUUAUGGGUCUGCCUAAUUAUCGUCUGCGAGUGGAGGGUCUACUCAUUAAAGAAGAAUUCAAUGCCAACAUUGAGUAUAUAAGACCUUCAAUUGAUUCCGUUAUAGAAGCCGCCAAAGACGUGAAAGAAAACAAGAAUUUACAUGAGUUGUUGUACCUCGUCUUGUUAGCCGGAAACUUCUUGAACGCUGGAAACUAUGCCGGUGACGCUGCGGGUUUCAAACUUUCAUCUCUGCUGAAACUUACUGAAAUUAGAGCCAAUAAACCGCGGAUGAAUCUGAUGCAUUAUGUUGUUAUGCAAGCCGAAGAAAAGAAUCCGGCACUCCUUAAGUUCCCGGAUGAAAUGAAAUUUCUUAAAGAAGCAUCUCAGGCGUCUGUUGACGGUUUAACUUCUGAUAUCAAAUCUCUAGAUGAGAAACUGGAAAGGAUCAACACGAAUAUUGACUCAGUAGGUUCAGACUUCAAACGACAAAUGGAGGGAUUCUUAAAGACGGCGAGGACAGAGAUGUAUAAUCUAAAAGAAGACUUGAAAGACAUGGAAAGUCUCCGUCUAGAGCUGUCAGACUUCUUCUGUGAGGAGGAUAAGACGUUCAAACUUGAGGAAUGCUUCAGGACACUGCAGACCUUCUGUGAUAGAUUUAAUAAAGCCAUACUGGAAAACGGACAAAGAAAGGCUUAUGAAGCAAAAAUGGAAGCAAAACGAUUGCAGAAGGAAGCGGAAUUGCAAAAGAAAAAUGAAGCAGAUGCAGUUGAAACACCGGAAGAUCCAGAAGGCAAAGGUUCAAUUGUUGAAAUGCUUCUUGCUGAUGUUAGAAGUGGAUUCAAGAAGUUUGGAGAAACAAAUUUCUCUGUAACGAAAGUCCAGAAAAUCAGUCUAGAAAAUUCAGGUGGUCCUUUAUCGCCGAGAGAUGAUGUCAGUCCUGGAUUUGUACGAGGAGGAACCGGUCGUAGAAGCAUUAGAGGAAAAUCAUCAAAGAAAACUGAAGCUGAAUCCGGAGAUAAUGAUUCUAAACUGAAUGGAAAUAUUGAUGAACUUAACCAGACUGGGUCAAGGCGUAGUUAUGCUGUUGACACAGAUGGCACGUUGUUUGACAUUUUAAUGCAGCCUGAAAAUGAGGCUGGCAUAUCAUCCCCAGCAACUGAUGGAAGUUUUGUGAGAACUCAGAGCUUGCGACGAAGAAGUCAAAAUAGACGGAUGCAGCGUGAAGGUCUUGGUAAUGAUUUAUUCGGUCGUGAAAGGGCUCCGUCACCUAAUAUAGAAGCACAAAAGAAGGAAGUUAUUGAAAUUAAAGAAAGACCAAAGUCGGACAUUCUUGAUGAUAAUUUCGACUAUAGAAAAGGUUCUAAUGUGAGAAGAACUAGAAGUAUGUACGAUAGUACUACGUCAUCAACUUCUGAUAGUACACCAAAGCGAAUGUAUGAUCCGAAUAAUAAUAAAAGUGAAGAUAAUCUUUCAAUUGACAGAAAACAAUCUCAGUUUAAAUCUGACGAUCCGGCCCGUCGGUCAUCGCGUUGGAGAACUGAAGUAACUGAUAAAGGACUUCCCAUUAUUGAUGAGAAAGCUCGUUUAGUUACUCCAACAAAAGAACUGGAUGUUGUGUCUCGAUUUGAAACGAAAAAUGUUGAAGACAUUCAAAUAACUAAGGACGAUAGUUUCGCUUUAGUUGAGAAGAAACAUAAAGAAAAAUUAGCUAGGAGAUUUAGUUCUAGCUCUUUAAAUCAUAGUCAAAUUCAGCGCGUGUUAGAAACAGCAGAAGAUGUGAAAAAUAAAACAGAUGAACAUUCAGUGGCAGUUUCUGUACGGUCAAAAAUAAAUAAAAGGUGGCGUAGUGACUUAGGUAAAUCUGAUAUAGACAAAGUUUUAAAAGCAAUUGAAGAAACCGGCAAACAAAUAGAUGAAAUGGUUAAAAGUGAUCCAGUGGAUCAGAGUACAAUAGAAACAGUAACCGCAACUGUUAAUCCAAAAUCUGAAAUUGAUAAUACAGUUUUACCACAGGGUGAUCCAAAUGAACCAGAACAUUUAAAGGUAAAACGUAACAAAAGAAAACAGAGGUCUAAUCUAUCAUUGGACGAUAUUCAUGCAGCUUUCCAAAAAAUAGAUAAAGCGGACAUACCUGAAAGUAACACUGAAAAUAAUAGUAAAGAUGCUAAACCGGUAGAAAACAAUGUAACUACACCAAAAUCACCAAUUGUACCGCCUCGCCGAAAUAGGAAAAGUAAUGAAAAUUCUGUUGAAAAGACUGAUCAUGACAAGAAAAGUGAAACUGAGAAAGAGGCUAUGAGUAAAGCCGCUAAGCUUGCUGGAAAGAAACGGUUUCGUGAUCAGAGAUUCGGGGACAAAGACAGUCCAUCUCAGAAAGCUAUGUUAGAACAUUCUCAAGGGCGAUGGAAAAGUAAUGUGGAGAAAGAAAACAUUGAUGAAGCUUUUAGAGAUUAUGUUAGUAAAAGCAUGAGUCGGUCCAAAUCUUAUGAUGAAGCUGUUGCUAGAAAAGCAAUGAGUGAUGAAGAUUUUAACAUGUCAACUGGCGAGAAACGAAACUCUUUAAGAAAUAGUGCUGUGAAUAUGUUUACAGAUGGUCGGAGAAAUGGUCGUGUCUUCGUAGAUGAAGAUAGCGAUGCCGACACAGCAACAGUAGGUACUUCUUCGCCAAGGCGACCGUCAAGCACGUCGAGUACAAGAAGUGAUAGUCCGAGAAAUUCAAGUAGUAGGUUAUCAAUCAAAUCUACUAAUACGUCGACAGAAACAUUGCGGGAAGCAUGUAGUGAUGGUGAAAAUUCACCGGCACAGUCACGGAGAGAAUCGGCCGUUCGGAAUAUUUCAGAUAAAGUCCGCGAUUCUCAAACACCUUCACCUUCAUUUGUUAAUAAAAUGCCUGAUGGGAAAGAUAGGCCAAUGACUCCUUCCUCACUUCUUCCAGCAAAUGUUGAUGAGAAUUCUUUACAUAAUUUCGAAGCGAGAGUACCUUUCGAUGAACAUGACGAUCUUCCACAAGCAGCUAUGUUGAAAUGGAGGAAGAAACGGGACGAAAAACGAAGACAAAGUUUUUAUGAUAACGUCCACGGUAUAGAGUCUGGUAACCUCUCGCCGAGAGCAUAUCAUGUGGAUGGUAUGAAGGGAGAGAUGUCAAACAGCCCACGUUCAGAGGGGUUGCAAAUAAUUCAUAAACCUCAGGGAAGUAACGAACUUCAGAAUGAAAUAGGUUCACGAUGCAGCUAUGCCAGCAGCUCUGACAGCGCCAGUCGAGACGAGGGAUUCGAGACUAUGUCAGGUACCGUUUCUCAAAGAACAUCACUAAGCAGUACGCUAGAAUCAGAGUUCCAAGUACCAAGCUUUAGUAAAAAGUCUGAGCCUAUGAGUAAAUUGCAAAUUAAUGAAAAUAUAAUUGCAGCAGGUGCCCGUACUUCUGUUAUUGACACUAAGAAAGAAAGAACCGAAUCAUGGACCGAAGCCGUUGCAAACAAUGUAGGAAAUAUACACAAAGAUUCAACUCUUGAUUCUUCUGUAGAGUUUAAUGCAACGUCUCCAGAUAGCGGUCAUGGUACACUUAAGGAAGAUUCAUGGGCAGAACAGUCUGACCUAGAAUCAACAAUCAAAAGUCCUGACUCUCGACCAAUGUCUCCAGCAUCGUCUAUGGGUAUGCCAAAGAAGGAGAAGAAAGUCCCAAGCUAUAUGCGUGGAACGGCUAGUAGUUCAAAACGGUUGAGUAAAGAUACCCCAGAACAAGAAGAUAAACGUCGCAAUAACUCGAGUAGCAGCACACCUGUCUCAAGGUCAAAUCGUCUCUCAAAAGGUUCAAGUAAUCAGAGUCUAAGUAAAGCCAGAACUGGUUCGAAUACAAGCAUUGCCUCAGUAACUAGCAAUGCAUCUAAUUCAGGUUCUUCACAAGUUGUGAAAAAGAGAGUAUCUCAAGGCGGUCCUCGUGAAAGACCAUCAUCUAUUCAUUCGUCUAUGCCAGGAUCAAGAUCCACAACACCUUUAUCACAUACAAUUAGGGCUCAAACUCCGACUCACAGAGUUGCAUCAAAACCUGCUGCCCAUGCUUCAUCUACAAUCGGUGCAAGAAACCCUACGAGAUCAUCAAGUGCCACGAAUGUUCGAUCUCCAGUAAAAUCUUCCACUACUACACCAAAAACGUUAAAAUCUAAGCCAGCCCCAACGCCUCCGAGUACUGGACGCUCAAAAACACCAACUCCCACAACACCAAGUAGGUCUACAUCUUCCACACCAAGUAGGUUGCGUUCAACAACCCCAGUCAGUCAUCAUACAACACCUACUCAUUUGCGGUCCACGACACCUUCAAUCGAAGAGGAAGGCGAAAUUGAUCCAAAUGCACCUUCCAGACUCAAACGAUCGCAGUCCAUGCGUGUAAAAUCUACGGAGCCUAGGCCUUCGUUUGGUCAUAGCAUCCAAAGCAAAGAGGCGCCAGCAAAGGCCACAACACCACGAAGAUCAUUCAUGAGUCCUACUGCUUCGUCUAAAGCUCGAAUAGACAAACUUAAAGAAGAAGAUGAUGGUUCACCGCCACCAACGCCUCCUCCAAGAAGAUCUAAGGACACAGAUUCUCUUCCGGGCAAAACUGCUGGUACAGCAGUGUCACCGCUGAAACGUGCUGCAAGUCUUAGAUUACCUGGGCGGAACGCAAAUAAAACAGGAAAGGAUCAAGAGAAAACUCACGAUAAUAAAAUCAAAGGUUUUAUCUCCAAAAUAGGGGGUAGUGGGAGCAAAGUUAGGCCAGAAUCAGACGCAAGUGGUAAAUUAGCACCAGUUGAAGAAUCUUCUGAAGGAUCAGAGGAACAAACUAACUCAAAAGAAGGAGGAAAGUCUCCCUCAUUGAGAAAAAUACUUGGACUUAAAGCUAAAGAUAAAACUGUACGGAAAUCCACAGAUUCGCUCAAAGGAGACUCUCCUGAUAAAAAAAGAAAGCCAAGUAAAUGACAUUAAAAUGUAAUUAAUUUAAAUGGUGCAAUACACUAGAAACGCGUAGAAGCAUUUCGUUGGAACACAUGAAGAAUGUGUGUUUUCAAACAUUGAAAGUAGAAAGUGUCAAAUCAUUGACAAAAGUAAUUGUUGUAAAAGAAUCAGAGAAAAUACUUCAGAGUCUGAUGUGUUUUCGCGAGCUCAAUUAAGUCAAAGCUUCUGCGUUUUAAAAUGAAGUGACAAACAGGUCACUGGAAGAAUGUACAGCAGGUCACUAAUACACUUGGUGACCACUGGCCAGACUGGAGAGGAGAGAAUUUGUGACUAAAUAUUAGGAACUUGCGAGUCUAUGAGUAGAAGUGCAAAAUACCCAGUUCUCACACUGGAAAAUUCGAACUAUUUAGUAACAAUAAGGUUGGAGAUGCGAGUAACCCUGUGAUUGAAACCAAAGUAGUGUUGUGAAUGCCUGAUAGACAAUUGAAUUGAGUGAUUUAAGUAUUCUGUGAUACUGUUAGUUAUGUUAAGACAAGACCACUGUGUGGCCUAUAACUUCAAAACAAGUGCCAGAUAUAUGGGAUAUAUGUCCCUUUAAUUUUAGCGGCUAGUUAUAACUUUUCAGGAGUAGAAUAUUGCUUCAAACCGACUUCAUCCAUAAAUCAUUGGAUCUGGUAGUUAAUUAGUUAUCAGUAAAAGUACAUUUACAAAUUAGAUGCUAGUAUAUGACAAUGGUGUUUCAAAACUAACGGGGGAUUUUUUAAAAAAUAGAUUAAAAACAAAGCAUCGAAUCGAUGUUAAUCUAAUCUCCACUUAUGUAUUUAAUGAAAUUUCAUUUGUUCGGAUACAUUUUAGACAUAUCAUAUAUGGGGUAAUUUAAACGUUGGAUCUCCUUUGCCGCUAUAUAUUAACAUGUUUAACACUGUGAAGAUAUAGUGAUGUAGAAAAAUGUUUUUUUAUAUAAAAAUGUACAUGAUAUAGAUAAAAACAAGUAACUUAGAACUUACAUUUUAUAUUUACAUAUGCACAUUAAUAUUCAUGUAUAUUUGUUUAACUGAAUCUAACGUGGUUUUAAAUUAUAUAUAAUCUAUAUAUAUUAAAUAUACGUUGGACUAGUCGGUUUACGUAUAUGUUAUUGUUAUGUUUUGUCGAUAUUUUUCUUGUACACAGUAUAUGGUACAACUGAGCACAUUUGAGAAGAGUCGUGUGAGAGUAAUUGGUACCUGGCAUAAUUGUGUAUACUGUAUAUAUAUACCCAGAUGGUACCAUGUUUUUCGAAGAUCGGGAAUUAGCAUAAUUUUAUUUGUUUACGUAAUGUACAGUACAAUAUAAAUUGAUAAUACAUGCAUCCAAUUUAGCCAUAUUUUGUACAGAUACAUUGUAGAUGUUUUGUAAAAAAAAGCUUAGAUAGUAUUUAUACGGCUAUUUCUAUACUUUGUAUACAAAUUAUAAUUUUGUAAUGAUAUUAACAGAUUUAUAUUCGUUCACACUUGUAAUGUAUUUUGAUAAAAAGUCAUUAUCUUUAACUUACAUGUUUUUCUUUAUCAUUUUUGACAUAUCUGCUUCAUGACUUCUGUUAUUUUGUCGUUAAACACAAAUAAACAUUAAACCAUCUUA